AUGAAAAGUAGUCCGGGUUUGGGGGGGGACACACGUGUGAAUAAUUGCACAGUUUUAGUUUUUAAUUGUUUUAUUUUAUUUAGUUAAUUAGUUGGCAUUAAUUUUGCUGACACUAGAUUAGAUCUAGGAUCUAGCGCCGCGAGCUACUGUACUGGCUCCGGCGGGGCGAUAUAUACCUUAGCCCUCUGACGACCAAGUCAGUAAAGGUAACCCGAGUUGCCAGA
Molecule: messenger RNA, 224 nt
Organism: Chondrus crispus (carragheen)
Lineage: Eukaryota; Rhodophyta; Florideophyceae; Gigartinales; Gigartinaceae
Exons: 2
Coding region: 1-87 (28 amino acids)
Source: RefSeq, a predicted model, not a curated record